GAUUUGGAUUUUUAAUUUUUAUUCAUAUAUAUAAUAUAAAAAAAAAUAAAAUUGUUGUUGAAUUAGCAGAAAUUUCAUCCGGUUUUGUAGUUCCGAAUUAUGGGUUGGGAUGUCAUAUAUGGAGUUAUAUUUGUGCCGACUGUUGAAGAUGAAUAUCCUUUGAUUUUCAAGAAAAAGAAAAAGAAGGUUAUCCUGGCUGAUGCAACAGUGAUCCGUGAUAGUUUUGUAAUUGGUGAGCCCGGCAAGGUUGUUCUCACCAUUGAUAACAUGACCUCAAAGUUAAUAACGCUCUUAUAUGAUAAAGCCUUAUUCCAAUUGAAAUCAGAAGCCUUCAACCUUAGUAAAAAUUCCAUAACUUAGAAU
Molecule: messenger RNA, 363 nt
Organism: Durio zibethinus
Lineage: Eukaryota; Viridiplantae; Streptophyta; Magnoliopsida; Malvales; Malvaceae
Source: RefSeq, a predicted model, not a curated record